AUGUCAGAAUCGUCGACCACGAUCCGACUUGCGUCUCACCUGCCUCAGGAACUGUCCGGUGACCGCCAAACUACCGCCCUCCAAUUACUAGAGAGGUCUUGCGGAGAGGAGCAAGUCAGCGGCUGCCAAGGCGUCGUACAGACCUCCUUCUUGUCGUUCAAUGCCGACAUCAUCGCCUCUGCGAACGGGUUCUAUGAGUCCAUCUAUCAUGCGUACAGCAAUAACCAUAAUCUGGUUUUGCGGCCAGAUGACGUUUGGUUCGCCAUACUUGCUCAGCUGGGCUUCUACCUGCACGCCAGAAACCCAAACGGCGGCAAAAAUGUGGGAAGCAUCGACUUCCAGAGUAGCUCGACCAAUCUGACUGCUCGUAUGCUCUUUCAAAGCAAGCGAAAUGCCGUCGAUGUGGUGAAUGAAGACUGGAUCGUGCCAGAGUUCACUACCACAAUUGAGUCUGAUCGCAUCGUUGCCAGUGUGCUCAUGCUAGGCGCUCUGCACGAGGAUGUCACCCACAGGGCUGUGCGUUUGACCCCCGAGCACCCUGAAGGUUUCGGGAUACCUUCAGUGACGCUCUUGGGGGAGAAGCGAGACUGGGAAAGGAUCCAACAACGUAUCACAAAGCUCCGAGAUUUUGGAGAAGAGCCAAAGGAAUUUGAAAUGUUCCUGGGACCCAUCAUUCGCUACAUCGUCAAGUCCUUCGAUGACCACGACUCCACCGAGGUGAAGGAUUUCUGGGACAACACCAUCAAGCAGGUGGGGAGAUAUCAAAACGCCUUGCUCUCGGGAUGGAUCACGGCAUUCUUCUUUUGGGAUAAGAAGGGCAAAAGGAUGUUCAAAAGUCCCGAGGGGAAAUACCUUCUCGAUGGAGUCGAGUACCUCUGCAUUGGCACGUCAUCAUUUACUUCUGCACACACGAGAAUGAAAGUGAAGGUGCGUGAUCAAGGAGAAGAAUUUCGGGCGCGUGUGAUCGCAGGCUCGGUCGGAAUGAAGAUCAGCAGUAGCAAUGAGUUGAAGGAGGACUCGGACACACUCCAGCCUGAGUCUGGAUGGUGGAUGAUCAAGGUCGGCGACGACGGCGAGGCAUGA
Dissoconium aciculare CBS 342.82 is the source of this 1083-nucleotide messenger RNA. RefSeq lists its product as uncharacterized. The record is from RefSeq and is a predicted model, not a curated record. The transcript has a single exon. The coding region runs from base 1 to 1083 and encodes 360 amino acids. Lineage: Eukaryota; Fungi; Ascomycota; Dothideomycetes; Mycosphaerellales; Dissoconiaceae.